Messenger RNA from Setaria italica (foxtail millet), 569 nucleotides. RefSeq lists its product as uncharacterized. Bases 110 to 343 code for a protein of 77 amino acids. The transcript is spliced from 2 exons. The record is from RefSeq and is a predicted model, not a curated record. Lineage: Eukaryota; Viridiplantae; Streptophyta; Magnoliopsida; Poales; Poaceae.
GCUUAAUUAGCUUCCUGCUGAGUGUAGAGUACUUGCUUCAACAGACGAUAAGGGAACUCUCGGCCAGUGAUCUGGGCUGCGAAACGAAGCUUACUCUUUGAGCUAGGGGAUGUCGCCGCUGGCGCCGUCGUCGUCGCCGGAGCCGGAGCCGCCGUUCCAGCCGAGGGAGAAGAUCUUGGAGAAGCAGAGGUACUUCCAGAGCGUCCACAAGCCGACGUACCUCAAGGGCCGCUACGACGUGAUCACCUCCGUCGCCAUCCCGCUCGCCCUCGCCGUCUCCAGCAUGUACCUCGUCGGACGCGGGAUUUACAACAUGUCCCACGGCAUCGGGAAGAAGGAGUGAGCUCUCGUCAAUGGCGGUCGGCGUCGCCCUUCGUCUCUGGCUUGCUGGCUGGGAUCUGGUGUUGCUUGUGAAUUGUUUUCUCCUGUACAUAUGGUGUGGUAAUCGAGUAUGAUUUGAACAAUGCUCAGCAUGUCAGCCACUGGAGCCCGUGUGUCUGCGACAAAGGAGCCCGCAUUAUCGAUCGGAUUGUUAAGAAUCUAAAGCUGUCGGGCGAAUAAUCAAAGCU